CACAGGGUCUUAAAGUAGCGCAAGGGGUUGUCAUAGCUGACAUUUCCCGCGAAACUCCAGUGACUUUCUUUCUUGUUUGGUACAGUAGUGGAAUCUGUAAUUAAUAUUAGUUUACAGUUAUUUAGAGCAACUUUUUCAAGACCGUCAACAAAUAUGGAGCAAGAAAUGAUCAGAAGAUUGGCAUCUAAAUUGGGAAUAACUGUUGUUAAAAUAAUCUCGAAAGCAGAAGAGUACCUCCGGCUGUCGCAGGUGAAAUGCACAGGGCUGUCCGCACAUACAACAGCAACCAGCAAUGCGGUCAUGUGUCUGGACCUGGCAGCAACAUCAAUGAAACACCCAGUAGACAAAGAGUAUGUGGUGAAGCUGUCUGGAUUAAAUAAGAAGAUCUACCAGAGCCAUUUGAAGUCCCUGGAGUGCAUGCUGGGUCUGCAGACCCAAAUGGGGAUCCGAGACUUGGCUGUUCAGCAUGGCUGCACAGAGGCAGUGAAUACAGCAGUGAAGAUACUGCACAGAUAUGAAUCCAGUCUACCUGAAGCACAGCAAAGUGGAUUGGAUUUAUCGAAGCUGCUUUUUACCACUGCAGCAUUGUUCACAGCAUGCAAGUGUAUGAAAAUCAAAGUUGAUAAGACGAAAUUGACAGCCACCUCCGGUGCUAAGAAGGGCAUCUUUGAACGACUCUGCACCCAACUGGAAAAGUUUGGACAGCAAAUUUGCAGUGAAUCUGCUGAACAGAUCAUAUCAGUAAAAACAACCAGCAAAAGACAGAAGACAUUGCUUGAGUGCAUAGAGAACAAAGAAGAAGAGACAGCAACCAUGCCUAAACAGCAAAAGUCUGAAGAAUCUGUCAAGCAAGACUAUGAAGAAUGGAAGAGAAAAAUCUUGGAAAAUGCAGCCAAAGCCAAGAAAGUGGAUACCUGCUGAGAUGAUUGACCUAAGCCACAAUUUCUUUCACUUUUUACAAGUGCCCAAUUUGAUGAUGUUUUAAACCAGUAAGUUUUUAUUUUGUGUCCGUAUUAGUAAAGGAGUUGCAAAUCAGACUUUGUUGACUCCUUAAGUACAGAUAGCUCUAAAGAACACUGAGUGUACAAAUUGAUAAAAUCUGAGAUGGAAGACAGUUGUCUUCAGGUAUACUUGAUGCAUCCUCUAGUUAGAUAUUUUAUGUACUUCAGUUUAUCGGUCAUUCUGCAAUCGGUGGCUGUGCUAUACUGUCAGUGCAGAUGUCUGUUUAUUGAAAGUGUGCUGUAUCCCGUUAUCGCAGGAUUUGAAAUCCCAAUGGAAGUGAAUGGUGGAGUAUCACUAUAUAUUUUUAAUAUUGCUUUUACUAAUGUAUUUACAUUGUUCAUUUGCUGUAUACACAAAUGUUCAUAUGUAUAUUGAUUGCUGUUUUAAUUCUUGUUUUCUCAUUUCUAAAUCUAUUUAUGAACCAUUAAUUAAGUGAUGCCUAUCUCGUUUUGUUUUUAUUGGAUAAAACAUUUUAAUAAAAUAGGAGUCUGAUUUUU
Messenger RNA from Acipenser ruthenus (sterlet), 1499 nucleotides. Its product is annotated as origin recognition complex subunit 6. NCBI's taxonomy places the organism in Eukaryota, Metazoa, Chordata, Actinopteri, Acipenseriformes, Acipenseridae. Gene Ontology annotation, molecular function: DNA binding. Gene Ontology annotation, cellular component: nuclear origin of replication recognition complex. The record is from RefSeq and is a predicted model, not a curated record. The transcript is spliced from 7 exons. Bases 154 to 921 code for a protein of 255 amino acids. Gene Ontology annotation, biological process: DNA replication initiation; DNA replication.